Diprion similis is the source of this 1209-nucleotide messenger RNA. RefSeq names its product dnaJ homolog shv (gene shv). Gene Ontology annotation, biological process: protein maturation; protein folding. Gene Ontology annotation, cellular component: endoplasmic reticulum. The transcript has 5 exons. NCBI's taxonomy places the organism in Eukaryota, Metazoa, Arthropoda, Insecta, Hymenoptera, Diprionidae. The coding region runs from base 91 to 1167 and encodes 358 amino acids. Gene Ontology annotation, molecular function: misfolded protein binding. The record is from RefSeq and is a predicted model, not a curated record.
AAGCCAAUCACAGAGAACCACGACCAGAGUUGGAUUUCGGAUACACUUAUGCAUGACACUACGUAUGGUGAUAGCUAAACGUCUGCUAGGAUGGCAGCGGCACAAUUAACCAGGAUAUUUCUAGUCAAUUUAAUAUUAUGCGUUCUAUUCGUACUGGCCGGGAGGGACUUCUACUCCAUCCUCGGGGUAUCAAGAAACGCGAAUACCCAUACGAUAAAAAAGGCGUACAGAAGAUUGGCCAAGGAAUUGCAUCCGGAUAAAAACAAGGAUGACCCGGACUCAUCACAAAAGUUUCAGGACCUGGGGGCUGCCUACGAGGUUCUCUCUGACACAGAAAAACGAGAAAUGUACGAUAGGUGUGGGGAGGAGUGUCUGAAAAAAGAUGGCAUGAUGAACAAUGCCGAUCCCUUUGCCAGCUUCUUUGGUGACUUCGGAUUUCAUUUUGGCGGUGAUUCGCAGCACCAACAUGAAACCCCUAAAGGGGCAAACAUUGUCAUGGAACUGCCAGUGACAUUGGAAGAACUUUACAGUGGAAACUUUAUAGAGAUAACAAGGAACAAGCCAGUAAUGAAAGCUGCCGCGGGAACGCGAAAGUGUAACUGCAGGCAAGAAAUGGUAACACGAAAUCUUGGCCCAGGUAGAUUCCAGAUGAUGCAGCAAACAGUUUGCGACGAAUGUCCAAACGUCAGAUUAGUAAAUGAAGAACGCACACUGGAAGUUGAAGUGGAACCAGGGAUGGUGGAUGGACAGGAAACGAGAUUCACUGCUGAAGGGGAACCGCAUUUGGAUGGAGAUCCUGGAGACUUGAUAAUCAAAAUACGCACUCAACCGCAUCCCGUUUUCGAAAGAGUUCAAGAUGACCUUUACGCCAAUGUGACUAUAUCCCUGCAGGACGCUCUGAUAGGGUUUACUAUGGAGAUCGAUCAUCUAGAUGGGCACAAAGUCACGAUACAGAGAGAUAAAAUAACUUGGCCGGGAGCUAGGAUCCGAAAGAAGGGCGAAGGCAUGCCCAACUAUGAAAAUAACAACCUGCAUGGUACUUUGUAUAUCACGUUUAACGUAGAGUUUCCAAAAUCUGAAUUUUCCGAGACCGAAAAAGAAGAUAUCAAGAAGCUCCUGCGGCAAGGUUCUGUAAACAAAGUGUACAAUGGAUUAAGAGGGUAUUAGUGAAAAAAAUUAAAUCAUCAAUUAAUAGAAUUAUCAAUAAUG